GACGCAUGCAGGUAAUUACCGUUGAUAGGCAAACCAUUUCUGAUUGGAGGCGUUACCGGGAGAGACUCUUGAGUAUACCAGAGAAAGAGCGUAUAUGGAGCCUGGGGGAGGUCAAUUGAAGCAGCAGCAUGGGUCUUACAGUUGUUCUGGCACUGGCGCUGACGCUGUUCUGACAGCCCUGUCACAAAUACGUCAAUAUGCGACCCGUCAUCGCUGCCCCUUUUUAUACCGUUUUGCGCUUGAACACCGCAGGCCAAUAUCACAGCUUCCACACGUGUAGCCCCGGCAGACCAAUUUACGAUAAGCCAGAACCUGGAUCAUGGCCACGACCGGGUAGCAGCCUAUAUAAACCGGCUGUUCUCGUCGAGAUGAGCCAUCCAUUGCAACGGUAAAAUGGUCAAUUUCAGAACAGCUUUCACUCUGGCAGUGAUCGUGGCCUCGGGUGUUCUCGCCCACACGGUGCCAGGGAUCGACUCGCUCCGUACUCAGCUAGCAAUCAGAGCAACCAACCCCAUUGACUCCAUUUACGACAAUCUCGAUGAUGCAGAAACAGACUUCAUCAACGACCACUACAAGAAUUUGACCGCCUACAAUUCGACCUCGUGUGACCAGUGUAAGAACAAAAUCAGGUACGGAAGACACUUGAUCGACACUUAUCCUGACAAGCAGCACCUUGUCAGUCUCUUGUUGUUCAAGUACUGUAUCUUCCAGAACAAGGGAAGUGAGUCUAAAUGCGACAACACCGACUUCUUUGUCUCUACCCAGACCAAAGACGACGAGAACUUCGGCGACUCCUGGGACUCAGGAGUCACCAGUGCCACCAGUAUCAGUUUUUUUGACAACGACUUCCUCCACAUGUUGAAAAACUUCAAUGUCUCCAGUGAGCUCGACUUGGAGUACUACUGUUACUACAGAGGUUCGAAUGCCUGUAAGCAGCCCAAGACUCCCGACGUCGAUGAGUUGUAUGGUGUCGACUCGUGGUGGCCUGCGAAGCAGCCACAGCAUUCUGGCGAGCCAGAAUACAACCGUACCAACGGAGAAUUGGAGAAGUUCAACGUGUUGCACUUCACCGACUUCCAUCUCCAAAUGAGAUACACUUUGGGCAGUGAAAGCAACUGUACUCAGGGCCUUUGCUGUAUGCCUGAGUCGUUCAACAAGGAUUUGGUAUCUAAGGGUCAUAACUUCACCGAGUACUACAAGCAACUCGACCCCAAAUUGUCCAAGUACGCCUACUCUUUCUACCCAGACGCCAAAUACGUGAACGAUACUUACAUUGCUGGCUCUUACUACGACUAUCCAGCCCACAGAGGCUUCAACUGGAACUCUGUUCCAGCUACCACCUUUGGUGCCUACAAGUGUGAUUUGCCAGAAGUGUUGAUGAACAACAGUUUGCACUACAUCAGCAAGGCCCACGAAGACAAAGAUUUCGAGUUCACCAUUUUCACGGGAGAUUUGGUGGACCACGACGUGAUCCACUGUGACGCUAACACCACCAAGACUGCUGAAAUCAAGUCUUUCCAGUUAAUCAAGCACUACUUAAAGAACAUUACAGUGUUGCCUUCAUUGGGUAACCACGACACCUUCCCAUACGGCCAGUUGUCUCCCAUCAAGUACAGUCUCAACAACACCUACGACUGGAAUGACGAGUUGAUGAGCGAAUUGCUUGUAGAAAACGGAUGGUUGCCAGAAAGCAAGGCUCAGCAAAUCAAGACCCACUACUCCGGGUUCUCCUACGUCACCCCAAGAGGUUUGAAGGUCAUUUCCUUGAACUCAAACUGUUACUACCAGAAAAAUUUGUGGUCGUACAUCGACUUGAGCACCAAUGCUGAUUUGUUUGGCCAAUGGGAAUUCUUGGUCAAUGAAUUGGUCGAGAGUGAAAAAAUAGGCCAAAGAGUAUGGAUCAUGGCCCACAUUCCAGUCACCGACUACGACACCUUGCCAAUCCAAGCCGAAAUCUUUAACAAGAUUGUUAAGAGAUUCUCUCCUUACACCAUCGCCAACAUUUUCUGGGGACACACCCACAGAGACCAGUUCCACAUUGCCUACUCCGGUAGUGAGAAGAACUCCUCUGAAGUUGUCAACAUGGCCUGGGUUGCCCAGUCAGUCACUCCUUACACCAACAACAACCCAAGUUGGAGAUACUACGUUGUUGAAGACCAAUCCUUCAACAUCUACGAUUCUCUUAAUUACUACGCUCAAUUGAACACCACCUUUACCAAUGGAGGUGCCGAGCCUGAAUGGAACUUUGAGUACUCUGCCAGAGACACCUUUGAUCCCGAAAAGACCUGGCCUGAAACUUCUCCACUUAACGCCUCUUUCUGGCAAAGUUACGUGGUGGAAAAGCUUGCCCAAAAGAACAACACUGAGUUCCACCAGUUGUACUCGGAUCUUCAGUACAGAAAGAGUCCAUACGUUCCAGAGUGUAAGAAUGGCUCGCAGGUUUCCACUGACUGUUGGAAUGAAAACUACUGUGUGGUCGCCAACUUCUUGCCUAACGACUAUGCCGACUGUUUGAUCGACUGAUUGCUUCGAUACUAUACCCAUAUUUACUUUCUUUCCUAUUCUUCGUCGUCCUGUUAUUUCGAAAGCCUAGCUACUCUAGGCCAAUAAAAGUUCCUUUGUCUUUU
Suhomyces tanzawaensis NRRL Y-17324 is the source of this 2627-nucleotide messenger RNA. RefSeq names its product Asm3p (gene ASM3). Gene Ontology annotation, molecular function: hydrolase activity. Lineage: Eukaryota; Fungi; Ascomycota; Pichiomycetes; Serinales; Debaryomycetaceae. The record is from RefSeq and is a predicted model, not a curated record. The transcript has a single exon. The coding region runs from base 394 to 2523 and encodes 709 amino acids.